Molecule: messenger RNA, 1602 nt
Organism: Penicillium canescens
Lineage: Eukaryota; Fungi; Ascomycota; Eurotiomycetes; Eurotiales; Aspergillaceae
Product: cytochrome P450
Exons: 8
Coding region: 1-1602 (533 amino acids)
Molecular function (GO): heme binding; iron ion binding; oxidoreductase activity, acting on paired donors, with incorporation or reduction of molecular oxygen
Source: RefSeq, a predicted model, not a curated record
AUGGUGUUGAAAAGCGCCAACUUGGGGGAUCUCAAUGGCCUUUGGGCCUCCUUAUCGCCAAUUUCAUCUCAACUCACCUCACCUAUGGCUGUGCUGGUUCUAGUGCUAUUACUGACGAAGUAUCUCCGACGCCUAUUCUUUCACCCACUCAGCAAGUUCCCGGGCCCCCCAAUCGCCGCCGCAUCGCACCUGUGGGAGUUCUGGCAGGACAUGGUCUGUAACGGGACAUUUCUGCAAGCGAUACCCAAGCUACACAAAGUUUACAACUCCCCCGUUAUUCGGAUCUCCCCGAAUCAUCUUCACAUCAAUGAUCCUGAAUUCUACCACAAGGUGUUUAAAGUGAGCACAGACUUCUACAAGGCGCCAUACUUCUACGAGGCCUUCGGCUUCGCGACGUCGCUGGCCACUAUCACGGAUCCGCACAGACACAAGCCUCUGCGCACUGUGAUUGCUCCCAUGUUCACCGGAUCCUCGGUGGAUGGGAUGGCAGAGCAAGUCUAUGAGAUGGUUCACAAGGCUACCGGUAUAAUGGCUGUUCAGUCGCAGCAGGGCGCCCAGAGAUUGAACGUCAUGCACUUUCUUCGAUGUAUUACCGCUAACAUUGAAGCUAUGGCAUAUGUUCUGCAGACGGACAUCAGUUGUGACCUGAUUUUCGGCCAAAGCCUAAAUUUGGUUGAGUCUGGGUAUUAUUCGGACAAGUUCCUGAGCAACCUAGACAUGUUCGUGGAAAAUGUCUGGAUUAUGGUUCACGCUCCCUGGAUAGCCCAGUUUGCUUUGUUGCUCCCCAAUAGCCUGACAAAUAAGAUCGUUCCGGGCUAUGCAUACUUUCGAGAGCAAUGCAUCGCCUGGAUCGAACGCGUCCGACAACGGCGCGCGCAGGGGAUAACAACGAUGACGAAUGGCCGCCCCACACUAUUUGACGUGCUCCUCGCUGAAAAUCCGGACAAGAAUUACAAAGUUCCUGCAAAUAGUGAACUGAUCGACCAAGCGUUUCUGUUCGCGAUUGCGGGCACCGAUACCACGAGCAUGGCCACGACCUUUGCCAUUUUCCACAUCCUAUCCAACCCGGAGGUACUGCAUACUCUGCGUGAGGAGCUACGCAGCGCUUCUGCCAUCAUAAAGGAUGAGUUCAGCUACCGAGAUGUCCGCAAACUGCCCUAUCUGUCUGCCGUGAUCAAGGAGUCUCUGCGAAUGUCGAGUCCGUUUCCGGGACGCUUGCCCCGAGUAGUCCCUCCCCAAGGCACUGAGAUCAACAAGAAAUUUAUUCCCGGAGGUACUAUCGUCUCUAUCAGCUCCCGCUGUAUCCUGGACAACGGCGGUCUCUUCCCUGAGCCAGAGAAGUUCUUGCCCGAACGCUGGAUGGGCGAGAAUUCCCGUAGUAUGGACCGAUGGAUGAUUGCAUUUGGCAAAGGCAGUCGGAGCUGCCUGGGCAUGAACCUUGCCUACCUCAAAAUGUACACUAUGAUCUCCGUCAUCUUCAGUCGGUUCGACCUGCGCUUGGUCUCCCCGACCGGUCCCAAACUCCAUUAUCUCGACCACGCCCUGAUCGAGAUGAAGUCUUCCGUGGAAGUCGAGGUUCUGGCCGAUAAUUGGGUGAAAUAA